AACACUGGAAUGGGAUUUCGCAUGGCGCCGUCGGUAAAUGUGCUGGCUUUUAUCAACAGUAAUCAGUUUUUGAACAAUAAUGACACAGCUCUAAUGAUCAGGAAUUCGGCACAUCCACAACUGUGGCGUCUGCGAGCGAAUGUGACUAUUUCGAAGAACGCUUUCAAGUUCAACCGUGGAAAGUAUAUCAUUUCCAUAGGGCUAAAUGAGGACGCUCCGGCGCAACAACUGAUUUUCAACCAACAAAACGAGGUAAAUUCUUCAAAUGUUAUUGUCCCUACUGAUUGCCAAUUCGAGAAAACAUCGUUUAUAACCCGUAUCCAGAACUCCGACCAAGAUCAACCCCUUAUGCUGCGAUGGUUGUCUCAAGCAGGUAUAUCUGAAUUUGUAUAUGUUGGGGACCAGUUCUCGCAACGACUUAAAUCAUGCUUGCUGACGAUCAAAAGCUUUCUGAUGACGUAUGCUUGA
Molecule: messenger RNA, 468 nt
Organism: Cylicostephanus goldi
Lineage: Eukaryota; Metazoa; Nematoda; Chromadorea; Rhabditida; Strongylidae
Source: the annotation of a GenBank genome assembly